CAGCUAUUUUCGAUAUUGCCCUCUCCCAUGGCCGAGCAGCUCGGCGACAUCUCGGCCGCCGACGCGGCAAUGCUCUACGAUAUCAUCUCGAGCCCGACGCGCGGGCCCAAGGUCCAUGACGAGCGGCAGCGCUUCGCAGACGCAACCGGAGCCGGGCUCAUGAUGAGCCUCCUCUCGCCCAUGACCAAGACCGCGCCAACGUCAGCGUGCUGCAAACGGCGCCGCAAAAAGUCGCUCGCGCAGCUCAACGAGACGCCAUCGCAGCGCGAAGAGCGACUCCUCAAGGACCGCAUUCGCAAGCAGCAGAGCAAGGAAAAGUUCCAGUCCGAGAUUGACGAGCUCAAGCAGAACGCGACGACGUUGCUCGAGACGCUCUCGGCUGCGCAAGCCGAGCGCAAGCGCAAGUCGAGCACCAUGUCCGAGUGCAAGUCGAACGCACUUGUCGAGCGGGGCCGGGUGCAGGAGGCCAUUGCGACGCGCACGUCGCUCUUCAACCAAGUCGUCGAGCAGGUCGAGAAGGCCGUGCUCUUCAAGAGCCUCUCGUGGCGUCGCUACGAAGGCGACAUGAUCAUCGAUCCGAAGCGGGAUCCAUGGCAGCUGCACACGCUCUCAAACAUGCACCGCGACCAACACGUGCUCGCGCUCGCUGAAUUCCAGCGGGAAAAAGUGACGCCGGACCUCUUUAGCCGCUUUGCGUCGUCGUCCUCCGUCGGCAUGUUCAACUUUGUGCUCGAUGACACCAACCAACACAUUGCGUUCCUCGAGCAGCGCAAGUACGGCGUCAUCGAGGGCCAUUACGCGGACAUUGCACGGACCAUCUACGACGCCUUCUCGACGACGACGGGCGAAGGCCGCGAGGUACUUCCUGUUGUGCGUCCAUCUCUCUCGAGUCCCGCGCUCACUUGCGAUGUAGGCCCAUUUUUACGGCAAGGACGUGGUGCUUGCGACCUUUCCGUGGGGCGGCAUCCGGCGGCGCAUCUGCAUGCAGCUCGUCAACGACGGCGACCGCGUCUUCCUCAUGCACCGCAGCAUCCUCUACGACGAGACGCUGCAGCACAAGAUCGCCGAACACGUGGCAACGUGGUGGUGCUUUGAGCCGAUGCCGAAUGCGCCGGGAACGUGCCGGCUACGCGGCUACUCGCAAGUGGCACUCGACACGCCGCCGAGCAGCGCGAGCCACGACUAUGCGGUCUUUAUGAAGCGAUCGACCGAGAACGAAGUGCGCGUCAACCACCUCCUCUCGUCGCGCUUCAAAUGCUUGGACCUGAAUUAGUACAUUAUCUGUGUGAUCUUAGUCGCCUCUCUGGG
Messenger RNA from Saprolegnia diclina VS20, 1308 nucleotides. RefSeq lists its product as hypothetical. Bases 28 to 1095 code for a protein of 355 amino acids. The record is from RefSeq and is a predicted model, not a curated record. The transcript has 2 exons. NCBI's taxonomy places the organism in Eukaryota, Oomycota, Saprolegniomycetes, Saprolegniales, Saprolegniaceae.